UCUAUCAUUUUCUUCCCUUUGCGAGAUUCUUUAUCUGUUUCUUCACAUCUUUGCCUGGAUAAAAGGUUUCUUGCUUUAUCUUUCUUCCUGGACAAUCAUCAAGAGACUCUCAGUCUUUUGGAGUUUGAUCCCAGGUGCAGGAGAUAUUCUUGCCAGUGAAAGUUGGAUCUGGUUUUCCUUUGCAUAUCGACAUUAACCGGUCUAUCCUGGCACGCAUAUCGACUUGAGCGUUCUCACAAUGUCUGGACAAGAAGACAGAGACACCUUCAGACAGCUUAGGCACUUGCCUCCCCCUCAGCCACAGUAUCAGCGGCCCUAUCCGAUGCUUGCAAAUGUGGCCAAUCCGUCGCAGGUUUAUCCAGAUGCUCAGGUUAGUUGACUUUGUCUUCUUGCUCCCCUUCUGCUUCCCUUGCCAAAAUUUGGGACGACUGACAUGCAUUGUUUCCAUCAUCAAGACUUAUGGCAUUCCCCCUCAGGAUCCUCUCCCACUGCAUGUCUCUCCACGGGCCCCUGAGGUUGUUGGUAUCCAAGAAUACACAGGAACGGGCCCAGCUUCUUGGACAAUUAGUAGAGUUACUCCUCAGCACGGUUAUCAGUGCCCUUAUCACAGCGCAGCGAGUGCUCAAGCUCAUUACUACCAAGUCGAAGGCCAGGUCCGGUACAUCCAAGCCCCAGUUCCUGUGCAUAGAGGACCAAGCCCUCAAGUGAAUGUCGUCAGAAAUAACACUCCCGUAUCGAUAACCCCUCUUCCAUCGCCUUUGGAGCCUCAGCAGACCUAUUACGAUCUGAACUUGCCUCAUACGCUGUCCGCUCAGCACGGGUUCCCGGUAGAGCCCCAGUCGCAGGCUAUCUCACUCCCAGCGCCAUCUGGAUACUCAAGGGAGAGUACUGCCAAUACUACCUCACAGGCUUCGUCACAGGCUCCCUCGCAAGCUCCUUCGCAGGCUCCCACUCCUGUUCCAGCUACCCAGCCGGAAAAAAAGGAGAGCAAGCCCAAGCCGAAGCCCCGUCCGCUCAAGUUGAAAAUCAAGACGGCUCCAUCUCCCACCCUAGAAGCCGAAGACAUGACGACCUCCAAUGCCGCCUCCAUGGCCCAGGAAGAUAUACCCAUUCCGGCCGAGUCUGCAAUUCUGUGUGAAUUUGAGAUGAUCACCGCACACACUGCCAAGUGCGACGUCUGUAAUCAGCGCAAUGGAUCUGGCAUGUCCCGCUGUCUGACUUGUGGCUGGCAGUCUUGUCACGCCUGCACCAUUGCCCGCGGAUGUCUUCGAACCCAUCAUGCAGCAAAGCGUGUUCACACUGGCCCCAUCGAUCGUAACACCCUGUUAGCGGAUGAGAAUAUCAAGGGCAAGAAAAGAACCCGCGUUCAGCAGAAGAAGACCGAAGUUGCUGCUCAGCCCAGACCUGAAAGGGCCGUCAAGAAACCUCGCGGCAAGAAGACUGUACAGGAGGAGCCAGAGAGUACAGCACCUACAUCCCAAGCCGACGCUGUCGACGACAUACGCACUACCAACGUCGAAGAUCUUAGCCCUGUUAUGAUCGGAGCUCGAAACCUGUACGCAUUUAGCUUGGAAGCCACUGCUCUCGCCGAACUGAAGGAAGAAAGCGAAAAGAAGAGAAAGAAGUUGAAUAGCAAGCGACAGCAAGAUCCGGACGUUGGAGACGAUGACACCACUGAGGUUAUUUCCGAUAAUAGCCCCCAGGAAAGAUAUCUGCAGGACCUCCGUGGACGGUCUUUGAAGCAGGCUGACGUAUCCAUGGAGAAGUACAUGAAGGAGAAGGCGGCCGCUUCCAACAAUAUCGAGUCAGAAAACAACACGAGCCCUGAGACCGAUACGCCUCUUGCGACACGAGCCAGGCCCAAGACCAAAGCCCAGGUUUACGAGCGUAAAAGAGCCGGCAAACGAGCCACUCGUUAGGCUUUCAGCAAUCUGCCUGAUUGAUAUCAAUGACCGAAACGAAUCUAUGGUCGAAACCAGCGGCAACGAUCACGAACAAUCGAAUGAAUAAUAAUCUGAGCAAAAUCGGAUAAUCUAUUGAAACGAAGGAAAUGAUUUCGCUUUCCAAUUUCUCCAGCUGGGUUGGAGUACUUCCUUUUUUUU
Messenger RNA from Aspergillus wentii DTO 134E9, 2102 nucleotides. RefSeq lists its product as uncharacterized. The transcript has a single exon. The coding region runs from base 333 to 1919 and encodes 528 amino acids. The record is from RefSeq and is a predicted model, not a curated record. NCBI's taxonomy places the organism in Eukaryota, Fungi, Ascomycota, Eurotiomycetes, Eurotiales, Aspergillaceae.